GACUGUCAGCUGGUUUGCGUCACGUGAGCGAGCGGAGCUUUGCGGAAAAACUAAACGAAAAUGGAAGGAGCGACGUGCUCGAUUCGAGUGCGAUUUAUGGCUUUUAUUGCCUUUUUCUUCGCCAUUUUCGCUACAGGGAGCUCCACUGCUCAAGUGCCAGUGCUAAUAUGGUCCAGUGACGGCUUACCACCACUGGCCACACCUGCAGCUGGUCACAUCACGUCCAAUGACCAGUUGACUGCCUACCUCACCUCUGCCUUUGGCUCUGGCCCCCACACUGUGUUGUUGUUUCUGCAGGACAAGUUAAGCAAAGAUGACUUCACAGUCUUUGGUGGAGUGUUUGGAAACAAGCAGGAUAGUGCCUUUCAUAACCUUGAGGCGGCACUGCAGUCUUCUUCCUCGUCAGUGAUGCUUCCCGCUUCAGAGUGGUCAGGCUCCUCUGCCAUCCCGGCUCUGCUGCAAGAGAAGCUUGGCGUCUCACCUCUGCUUGUAGACGCAGACACUCUGUCACAUCUCAGCAUCAACACAUCUGUCAGCAAUCUAAUACUCAUCAAUCUUCCAUAUUGUACAGACUUGCACAAGUCUUGCAAGGAAGUCCUACAUGACAAUGAUGAGAUUAUUGGAAAAGUUCUGAGUAUCAUGAAAGCCCAGAAUGUCCCAUAUACUGCGAUAUACACAGGACUCCAGCCAUCACGAGUGAUUUCAGAGACAUCUAUGUCUAAACAGCCUGCAGGGCGAUCCUUGCUCCAAGCAGUUGUACCUGAUGUCAAACCGCCCAUCAUCUUUAAUGUAUCCAGUGGCCCUUGCAUAAUGCUUUGGGCUCAGAAUCUCAAUAUCAGCCUCUCAAGCACUUCAGCGUGGAUCGACCUUGCUGCACAAACACCUUCCUUGGCAGGAUCCCUGUGUAGCAGCAGUAACUCAAUGCUUGUCCUCAGUUAUGCAUCAGGCUUUACUCUAAGUUUUGCCAUGAGUCGGCGGUUCUAUCCUGUGUCUGCACGUUACUGGUUCACCCUGGACUCUGUGCAGCUGCAGUUUAACGGUCUAACUGCAUCUUUCAUUGGAAGCCGCAACAUCUACGCCCCUGCAGAGUAUUCCUUCCACUGCCAGUCCGUCAGCAGCUUCCAAGAUACUCUGCUAGUGCCAAACAACACCAACCAAAACACCACGCAGUGGAGGCUCAAUUUUAUCGACUUCCAGAUUCAGGGCUUCGGUUUGGCCAAUGGAACAGAUUUCUCCUACGCCAGUGACUGUGCAGGCUUCUUCACCCCAGGGAUUUGGAUGGGGCUGCUGACCUCACUGCUCAUGCUGUUCAUUUUCAUGUACGGUCUGCACAUGAUCAUGCAGCUGAACACCAUGGAUCGAUUCGAUGACCCCAAAGGUCCAUCGAUUUCAGUGCCUCAAUCGGAGUGAUGCACUCCCACACACACACUCAUUCCUCAGUCCUUCAGUGCCUCCUAGUAGAUUGUGGACCCAGGAGAGUCCCUCCUUGUCAUUAAGCUUUUGUACGUUUGGGCCUUUUUCUUUGAGAAUAUCUGUCAGGCAGAUUGACCUUCCCUCUGAUAUUCUCUCCUGUAGUUUUCUGUCCUGAAUCCUUCCACAGCUGUGUUUGGGAUACUGUUACCUUGCAAGGCACAUUCCAUUUCAUCUCUCCACAUUUGCAAGUGCCAAAAUGGAUGCGCCUUUACACGAGUUGAUUUUGAGUGCAUGUGCUAAAAGAUGUUAUUGUGCCAGUGUUGGCCAGACACAGUGGAUAUUUUCCCUAAAAUAAUUUGCAAUAAUUCCUCAUAGUAGAGAAUGCCUUCUGUGUCAACAUGAAUGCGUUGCUGGAUGCUGUAGGACCGCUUCAGACCUCAGUUCUUACUUUUUUAAUUUUUCCAACUCAAUUGUAAUUUAAAAGACUACUGGUUAUGAAAGAAGUGCCUGUAUAUAAAGAGUAGAUUGCGGUUUGUGACUGUUCUGAAAUGUUGCUGUUUUGGAAUUGCCUUACAAAAGUGUGAUUUAGUUCUGUCACUCCUCGCAGACAACUCCCUCGCCAGUGCCACCACUUCAAUAUUUACAAGUAAUUUAUUUAUAUAAAAAAAGACUUUAUCUGCUUAGCCUACCCUUAAAGUUUACCUCUUGCUUCAGGUUCAUGAAUGAAUUUAAAAACAGUGCCUCAGUUCUGUUUUUGUCAAAACGUAUUGAUGUGCAAUCGCCACGACAUGUACAUUGUCUUUCAUUGAAAAUAAAGAUGUGUUUAAGUUGUGA
Messenger RNA from Siniperca chuatsi (mandarin fish), 2247 nucleotides. It is a transcript of the gene atp6ap1b, whose product is annotated as ATPase H+ transporting accessory protein 1b. Gene Ontology annotation, cellular component: proton-transporting V-type ATPase complex. The record is from RefSeq and is a predicted model, not a curated record. The coding region runs from base 61 to 1410 and encodes 449 amino acids. NCBI's taxonomy places the organism in Eukaryota, Metazoa, Chordata, Actinopteri, Centrarchiformes, Sinipercidae. The transcript is spliced from 10 exons.